UCUUAAUAUGUAAUCUCAAUAGAAUCUAACAUAUUUCGGUUUGUAGUUUAAAUGACUUAAUGAGCGAAUAUAGCAAAAUUUUAAUGUGAAGAUUGUAGAUUUCUCAUGGCCAAGCGGGAAGAAGCAAAAACUUUGAUCGUCUCUAUAGCGGAUUUUUUGCUGAGAAUGUCUUCAGAUAAGUCUAAAAUGAGGAGGCAAAACCUGAGAACGGCUGUUAGCUGCUUGGAAACAGUUUAUGCUAUUCAAAUAAAUGACUAUCUUCAUUUGCGAUACAUUCCAUCUUUAAAGGAAAUAUUCGAUCGUGCCACAAAACCUGUACCUGUCAAAGACUGUAUUAAAGCCGAAACAUGUAAAAUGUUGGGCAAUUCUUGGAUGGCUGAUGGACAGUAUGAAUUAGCCGAAGAAGAAUACACUAAAGCUAUAAGCUUAAACCCAUGGAAUGCCAUCUUUUUCUGCAACCGUGCUGCAUCUAGGAUUCAACGAAAACUAUAUCCAGCAGCCAUAACUGAUUGUUAUCAAGCUUUAAAGUUAGAUCGAUGUUAUGGGAAAGCUUAUGGUAGACUUGGUCUAGCAUAUUUCUUCAUGAACCGUCCAGACAGAGCCACUCGUUGUUUCCGGAAGGCUCUUUCCCUUGAGCCUCGGAAUGUAUUAUAUCUCAGGUGCUUGAAUGCUGUUAAUGUUAUUUUGAAUCAAUCAGUUGGGGACAUUUUGCAGCCGUUUUACCGAUAUGGACGGAAUCCGUUUCGCAUGGAGCCAUUUGUUUCGCCCUUUUCUGUUAUCGCUUUUCCUGAGUGGUUCUCGUUGUUAGAAAAUUCUGAGGGAGAUACUGAUAUAGAGUCAGAUUGUGAAUCCACUGAUUAAUUGCUAUGAUCAGUUUAUCUUCCUCAAAGGUAUUUUUAAAGUAGUCGUAUAACAUAAUACGAAAAUCUUGAAAUGAUCUAGACCUUUUACCUCCACAUUGUGCAAAAAUGAUAUGUUAAUAUAAAUUUAAGACAUAUAUGCGUUUUCUUUACAUCUGCUAGUGAUAAAAAUCUGGUAAAGUGUUCUAACGCCUA
Stegodyphus dumicola is the source of this 1055-nucleotide messenger RNA. RefSeq lists its product as uncharacterized. The record is from RefSeq and is a predicted model, not a curated record. Gene Ontology annotation, biological process: post-translational protein targeting to endoplasmic reticulum membrane. Gene Ontology annotation, molecular function: molecular adaptor activity; protein binding. Gene Ontology annotation, cellular component: TRC complex; membrane. Lineage: Eukaryota; Metazoa; Arthropoda; Arachnida; Araneae; Eresidae.